This is a messenger RNA of Hirundo rustica (Barn swallow), 3761 nucleotides long. It is a transcript of the gene CDH11, whose product is annotated as cadherin 11. Bases 571 to 2949 code for a protein of 792 amino acids. Lineage: Eukaryota; Metazoa; Chordata; Aves; Passeriformes; Hirundinidae. Gene Ontology annotation, molecular function: calcium ion binding; cadherin binding. The transcript is spliced from 14 exons. The record is from RefSeq and is a predicted model, not a curated record. Gene Ontology annotation, cellular component: plasma membrane; catenin complex; adherens junction. Gene Ontology annotation, biological process: cell morphogenesis; homophilic cell-cell adhesion; multicellular organism development.
AUUCAGCAGCCGCCGCCGCCGGAGCGUAAUAGGCUGAAGAUGCUGCCGAGCUCGCUCCGCGGCCACUUGUGAAUGGGACUUGCCCGGUGUCCCCUCUCCGCAGGCGACCGAGGGACGCGGCUGGGCGCGCCGGAGCCGCAGUUUUUGCUCAGGGGCGGGGAGGAGGAGGGUGAGCGUUUGGCCGUUUUAAAUUGUUCCUCGGGAGAAGCAGAUGCCGAGAGCCCCGAACUGAAAAUCUUUUGCUUGCGCCGUAGCUCCCAGGCACGAAAUGGAUAUGCAGCCAGAACUGAAGUAGAGGCUGGGUGGCAGCAGAGGGCUGAGAGGUGUCACAGCUCCUGAAGUGGCAUUUCAGAUGUGUGGAAUAUGCUACAUCAACUGGCAGCAGGUUUCCAGUGGGUGAAGGAACUGAGUUGGGAAGCUGCAGAGCAUUAAGGUGAUGUGUUCAAUGCGUGGUGGCAGCCUUUGCACACAAGAGUUGGUCUGAAACUCCUCAGUGGCUCCAGACUUUCUGACUUCCACAGUGGAAGGGGUAGAUUCUCAGAUACUCCUGUGCCUACACAAUAACCAAAAAUGAAGGAGGACCAUUGUUUACACGCCGCUCUCCUCUGCCUGGGGGUCCUGUGCUACAGCCAGGCCCUGACUGCAGAGAGGCUCAACCACUCCCGGCCCUUGCUGCACGGGCACCACGAGAAGGGCAAGGAGGGACAAGUCCUGCACCGUUCCAAAAGAGGCUGGGUGUGGAACCAGUUCUUUGUUAUAGAGGAGUACACGGGACCAGAUCCUGUGCUGGUAGGAAGGCUUCAUUCAGAUAUUGAUUCUGGAGAUGGAAAUAUUAAAUACAUUCUCUCAGGUGAAGGAGCAGGAAUUAUUUUUGUUAUUGAUGACAAAUCAGGGAACAUCCAUGCAACCAAGACACUGGACCGGGAGGAGAGAGCUCAGUACACCCUGACAGCUCAGGCUGUGGACAGGAACACAAACAGACCUUUGGAACCCCCUUCUGAAUUCAUUGUCAAAGUUCAAGACAUAAAUGACAACCCACCUGAGUUUCUCCAUGAAAACUACCAUGCCAAUGUGCCCGAGAGAUCAAAUGUAGGUACAUCAGUUAUUCAGGUAACAGCUUCAGAUGCUGAUGACCCUACCUAUGGGAACAGUGCCAAAUUGGUUUACAGUAUCCUUGAAGGUCAGCCCUACUUCUCAGUGGAGGCUCAAACAGGAAUCAUCCGAACUGCCCUUCCCAACAUGGACAGAGAAGCCAAGGAGGAGUACCACGUGGUGAUACAGGCCAAGGACAUGGGAGGACACAUGGGAGGCCUCUCAGGGACAACCAAAGUGACAAUUACGCUUACAGAUGUCAAUGACAACCCACCAAAGUUCCCACAGAGUGUGUACCAGAUGUCGGUGUCGGAAGCGGCUGUCCCAGGAGAGGAAGUGGGGAGAGUGAAGGCCAAAGAUCCUGACAUUGGGGAGAAUGGCUUGGUGGCUUACAGCAUCAUUGAUGGAGAUGGCAUGGACAUGUUUGAAAUCACCACAGAUUAUGAGACUCAGGAAGGGGUUGUGAAGCUUAAGAAGACCUUAGAUUAUGAAACCAAAAAGUCCUACAGCCUGAAGGUGGAGGCAGCCAAUGUCCACAUUGACCCCAAGUUCAUUAGCAACGGGCCCUUCAAGGACACAGUGACAGUGAAAAUAGCGGUGGAAGAUGCUGAUGAGCCACCGGUGUUUUUGAAGCCAAGUUACAUUUUUGAAGUACAGGAAAAUGCAGCAUCUGGUACUGUGGUUGGAAAAGUACAUGCUAAAGACCCGGAUGCUGCCAACAGCGCUAUAAGAUAUUCAAUUGAUCGACACACUGAUCUUGAAAGAUAUUUUGUUAUUAAUGCAGAAGAUGGCAAUAUCAAGACAAUAAAGGCUUUGGAUAGGGAAGAAAUGGCUUGGCAUAACAUCUCUGUCUUUGCAGUUGAAGUCCACAAACAGCACCAGGAAGCCAAAGUUCCCGUUGCAAUCAAGGUUGUUGACGUCAAUGACAACGCUCCCAAGUUUGCGGCAGCCUACGAAGCCUUUGUGUGUGAGAAUGCCCGAAGCAACCAGCAAUUUAUUACAAUUAGUGCUGAUGACAAGGACGACUCGGCCAAUGGACCAAGAUUUAUCUUCAGUUUACCACCUGAAAUUAUUCAUAAUCCAAAUUUUACACUCAGAGACAACAGAGAUAACACAGCGAGUGUGCUGGUCAGACGGGAAGGGUUCAGUCGCCAGAAGCAGGAUUUGUACCUCCUUCCCAUUGUGAUCAGCGACGGCGGCAUGCCCCCGCUUAGCAGCACCAACACGCUGACCAUCCGCGUCUGCGGCUGCGACAGCAGCGGCUCCCUGCUGUCCUGCAAUGCCGAGGCCUACGUCCUCAAUGCAGGGCUCAGCACAGGCGCUCUCAUCGCCAUCCUGGCCUGCAUCGUCAUUCUGUUAGUUAUUGUGGUGCUGUUUGUAACCCUGAAGAGGCAGAAGAAAGAGCCCCUGAUCGUGUUUGAGGAAGAAGACGUGAGGGAAAACAUCAUCACAUACGAUGAUGAGGGUGGAGGCGAGGAAGAUACAGAGGCAUUUGACAUCGCCACACUGCAGAACCCCGAUGGCAUCAAUGGCUUUAUCCCCCGCAAGGACAUCAAGCCCGAGUACCAGUACCUGCCCAGGCCGGGGCUGCGGCCCACACCCAACAGUGUGGAUGUAGAUGAUUUCAUCAACACCAGGAUACAGGAGGCUGACAAUGACCCCACUGCCCCUCCCUAUGACUCCAUCCAGAUCUAUGGCUACGAGGGCAGGGGCUCCGUGGCUGGGUCCCUCAGCUCCUUGGAGUCAGCGACAACAGAUUCUGACUUGGACUACGACUAUCUACAAAACUGGGGACCUCGAUUUAAGAAACUUGCAGACUUGUAUGGCUCCAAAGACACUUUCGAUGAUGAUUCUUAACAAUAAAGUUUAAGAUUUGGCCUUAAGAACUGUGUCUGAAGUUCUGAAGAAUCCAGAGGAAAUGUAAGCAGGUAUUUUUUUAAAAUCAAGAAAAAUCUCAUUUAAACAUUUAAGUUUGACGGAGAGGAUUCCUUUGAUAAAAAAGGACGUGAAAGUGGUAAAUACUGUGAAGUACCUUUUCUUACAAAAGGAAAUCUGGAAGUUGGCUGCCAGCUUCACUAAAGGAAAAAAACCCACUUAAGAAAUGCAAAAUAUUUAAAUGAAGAAAAUGCUAAAAGCGAACCUAUGAAUAAGGAAAAUCUUUUAUGUGUCAUGAACAUCUAAAUCUUUUAUGUCAAAGAAGCUUCCACAAAUUAGAAAAGAUAACAGUUCUGAGCUGUAAUUUCGCCUUAAACUAUGGACACUCUAUAUGGUAGUGCAUUUUUAAACUUGAAAUAUAUAAUAUUCAGCCAGCUUAAACCCAUAUGAUGUAUGUACAGUACAAUGUACAAUUAUUAUGUCUCUUGAGCAUCAAACUUGUUACUGCUGAUUCUUGUAAAUCUUUUUGCUUAUUCUUUCAUCUUGAACUAAUACGUGCCAGAUAUAAAAACUCUGUCUUGUUGAGGUGGGAGGCACCCUAUUUCUAUGUCAUUUUUAAUGUAUCUAUUUGUACAAUUUUAAAAUUCUUAUUUUAGUAUACAUACAAAUAUCAGUAUUCUGACAUGUAAGAAAUGUUACAGCAUCACACUUAUAUUUUAUGAACAUUGUACUGUUGCUUUAAUAUGUGCUUCAAUAUAAGAAGCAGACUUUGAAAUAAACUGAUUCUUUUUAAA